Messenger RNA from Cavia porcellus (domestic guinea pig), 2832 nucleotides. RefSeq names its product arachidonate 15-lipoxygenase (gene Alox15). NCBI's taxonomy places the organism in Eukaryota, Metazoa, Chordata, Mammalia, Rodentia, Caviidae. Bases 268 to 2415 code for a protein of 715 amino acids. Gene Ontology annotation, biological process: hepoxilin biosynthetic process; lipoxygenase pathway; linoleic acid metabolic process. The transcript has 13 exons. Gene Ontology annotation, molecular function: arachidonate 15-lipoxygenase activity; arachidonate 12(S)-lipoxygenase activity; iron ion binding. Gene Ontology annotation, cellular component: plasma membrane; cytosol. The record is from RefSeq and is a predicted model, not a curated record.
GCGCGGCCCACGGCUGGGCAGACCGAGCAGUUUACCUGCCGCCGUCUCAUUCACUGCUUCCCACCAAAAGGGCGGGGUGACCCUGGCGAUGGCUGUCCAGCGUCGUGUGCGCAGCUCCGGGCUGGGUGCGGCGGUGGCACCCGGAGGCUGCUGGGGAGGCGCCCCGGGCGGGCGCAGAGGCGGGAGCAGCGGAGGGAGCCGUGGCCCGGGGCGGGUCUCGGCCUUAUAAGUGGCGACUUCCCGGGUCCCCGGCUAGGUCCCGGCAAGAUGGGCAAGUACACGGUCUGCGUGGCCACGGGGCACUCGCUCUGCGCGGGCUCACUCAACCACGUGCGGCUGUGGCUGGUGGGCGAGCACGGGGAGGCGCCCCUCGGGUGGCUGCUGCCGCCGCGGCCAGGCAGAGAAAGUAAGACGGAAUUCGAGGUCCCUCUACACUUGGGGCGCCUCCUGAUGGUGAAGCUGCGCAAACAGAAACUCCUGCAAGACAUCGACUGGUUCUGCAAGUGGGUCGCGGUUCAGGGCCCCGGGAGCGCGGACAAGGCCUUCUUUCCCUGCUACCGCUGGGUGCAGGGCAACGGGAUCGUCUGCCUGCCGGAGGGCACUGGUGGGCGCUGGGGCACGCGGGUGCGGCUGGAGGCAGCAGCGGCGGGGGGGGGGGGGCUGUGCUGGACAGUAAAUGGGAACGAGGGGGAGACAGAAGUUACAGGGUGGGGCUGGGGAGAGUCCGGGAGGGCAGGCGCGAGCCCGUGUCCCCGCCCCGCAGCCCGGACGGUGAGUGACGACCCCCAGGGCCUGUUUAAGAGCCAGCGGGAGCAGGAGGUGGAGGACAGAAGGAGGGCGUACCGGUGGGGCUCGUGGAAGGACGGAUUAAUCCUGCCGAUCGCGGGGCAGACGCGGGAGGACCUCCCGAGGGACGAGAGGUUCCUGGAGGAUAAGAACAUGGACUUCACCUUUUCUCUGACAAAAGGGCUGAUGGAUUUGACUAUUAAGGGACCAUUGGACCUUGUAGUUUGUGUAAAAAGCCUGGAGGAUUUCAAGCAAGUGCUCCCUCGUGAACGGACUCUCCUGGCUGAGCGGGUCUGUGAUUGCUGGAAGGACGACGCCUUCUUUGGGUACCAGUUCCUCAAUGGAGCAAACCCCAUGCUUUUGAGGCGCUCUAGGAGCCUUCCAGCCCGGCUGCUGCUGCCUCCAGGGAUGGAAGACUUGCGCACACAGCUGGAGAAGGAGCUUCAGGCAGGCUCUCUGUUUGAAGCUGAUUUUUCCCUGCUGGAUGGGAUUACGCCAAACAUCAUCAUUUUCAAGCAGCAAUUUGUGGCAGCCCCUUUGGUCAUGCUGAAGCUACAGCCAGACGGGAGACUGUUGCCCAUGGUCAUCCAGCUCCAGCCACCGCGAUGGGGACAGCCUCCGCCUCCGCUCUUCCUGCCUUCAGAUCCCCCCAUGGCCUGGCUCCUGGCCAAGAUAUGGGUCCGUAGCUCCGAUUUCCAGCUGCACCAGUUACAGUCGCAUCUGCUAAGGGGACACCUGGUGGCUGAGGUGAUUUCCGUGGCCACAAAGAGGAGCUUGCCCAGCCUACAUCCUAUCUACAAGCUCCUGAUCCCCCACUUCCAGUACACCAUGGAGAUCAACGCCUUGGCCCGGAGUAGCCUUGUCUCUAAAUUUGGAAUUUUUGAUCUGGUGGUGAGCACAGGGAGUGGGGGCCAUGUGGACAUUCUCCAGAGGGCCUCAGCUCACUUGACUUACCGUUCCUUCUGUCCUCCUGAUGACCUGGCUGACCGAGGGCUCUCAGAUGUCAAGUCUUCUCUCUAUGGCCAAGAUGCCCUCAGGCUGUGGGGGAUCAUCAGUCGGUACGUGACUGGGAUGGUCGGGCUUUUCUACAAGAGUGAUACAGCUGUGAAGCAGGACCCCGAGCUGCAGGCGUGGUGCAGAGAAAUCACCGAGGUUGGACUGCAGGGGGCCCAGGACCGAGGGUUUCCCCUCCACUUAGAGUCCCGGGCUCAGCUCUGUGACUUUGUUACCAUGUGCAUCUUCACAUGUACUGGUCAGCAUGCGUCCACCCACCUCGGCCAGCUGGACUGGUACUCCUGGAUCCCUAAUGGCCCUUGCACCAUGAGGAAACCCCCACCUACCUCCAAGGAUGUGACAGAAAAGGACAUACUGAAAUCACUGCCUAAUCUCUACCAAGCCCGUACACAGAAGACGAUCAUCAAGUUCCUGGGGAGACGCCAACCUGUCAUGGUACCCCUGGGGAAGCAUAAGGAGGAAUAUUUCUCAGGGCUCGAGCCCCACGCUGUGCUGAAGCAGUUCCAGGAGGAGCUGGCUACCAUGGACAAAGACAUUGAGGUCCGGAACGCAUGCCUGGACCUGCCCUAUGAGUACCUUCAACCUAGCAAGGUGGAAAACAGUGUGACCAUCUGAGAGCCACCCGCUCACCCCAGAGCUCACUGUAUCUACACUGAUUAACUUUUCAAAUUCUAGUAGCAUAGUACAAUCUCUAGAUAGUUUGCUUUUUUGUUGUUGAAUAUUCUUCUAUUGUUAGCAAAGAUGAAGUUUUUCUACCGAGUAGAUACUUGGUUUAUCUUAGAAUUCAUGCUGUAAUUACAGGUCUCUGUUCCAUGGUUAAGGGUGGGACUUCAUUUGUCCUUUGCGUUUGUCAAUAUUUAGUUUGCAUUAGAUGUUAUUAUUACUGUAGCUAAGGUGGCAGAGCUAUUGGUAUUAAUUGAUUGGCUUAGGGUAUCAAUAUCUGGGUUACCUUAGGUUAUUACCAAUACUGUGCCCUGUUCCUGGAACUCUGCAACCUCCCAUCUCAAGUAAACUGAGGUAGUUUUAUCUUAA